Molecule: messenger RNA, 1455 nt
Organism: Rodentolepis nana
Lineage: Eukaryota; Metazoa; Platyhelminthes; Cestoda; Cyclophyllidea; Hymenolepididae
Source: the annotation of a GenBank genome assembly
AUGGAGAAUUCCCAUCACGUUUUAACCUUAGCAACAAUUAACCCCAAUGUUGUUCAAAUGCAAUAUGCUGUCCGUGGUCCGAUUGUUAUCCGUUCUCAAGAACUGGAAAAAGAGCUGAAAGAAGGCCAAAAGAAAAACUUCGAUCAUGUCGUAAAAUGCAAUAUUGGUGAUUGUCAUGCCACUGGACAAAAACCGAUCACUUUUUUCCGUCAAGUUAUUGCUCUUUGCAGCUAUCCUGCUCUACUUGACGAUCCAAAUUUUCCGGAGGACGCCAAGGAUAGAGCUCGUGAUAUUCUAGCUGGAUGUGCGGGGGCAAGUGUUGGUUCUUACAGUAACUCAAUUGGUGUGCCGAUCAUCCGCGAACGCAUUGCUGCCUAUAUUAAGCGUCGAGAUGGUCUCGAUGCUAAUCCCAAUAACAUUUUCGUUUCAAACGGAGCCAGCGAAGCUAUUAAGGCUUUGCUGCUUCUCUGUACUUCCCAAUCUGGACCAGAUCCUGUUGGUGUCAUGGUGCCCUGUCCACAGUAUCCGCUCUACUCCGCCACCAUUUCUGAGUACAAUGCCUACCGGAUUGAUUACUAUCUAGAUGAAUCCAACAACUGGAAUCUUGAUGAGGCCGUGCUGGAGGAUACGUUGGCUCGUGAGAAGGCCAACUGCAAACCUCGUGCAUUUGCUGUCCUCAACCCUGGAAAUCCCACCGGACAAGUUCUCUCAAGACAGUGCAUGGAGGGUAUCAUUCGCUUCGUUAAACGCCAUGGUCUUAUUCUUCUCGCUGAUGAAGUUUAUCAAUUCAACGUUUACAACCCCGACGCUACUCCUUGGAUGUCCUUCAAGAAGGUACUCCACGAAAUGGGUCCCGAGUAUGCUGACAGCGUGGAACUAGCCUCAUUCAUGUCCGCUAGCAAAGGAUACAUGGGGGAGUGUGGAUUCCGUGGAGGCUAUUGUGAACUCAUUAACUUUGACCCUGAUGUACAAGCACAACUCUUCAAGUACCUCUCUGCUCGUCUCUGCCCUGCUGUUCUAGGUCAGGUCAUGAUUGGUGUAAUCUGUGAUCCGCCAAGAGAAGGUGAGCCUUCAUAUGAGACCUUCGUGAAGGAGAGGGAUUCCGUCUUGGCUGACUUGAAAGUGAAGGCCAGACUCACAACCGACACCCUCAAUGCUCUCGAGGGAGUGACUUGCAAUGAAGUGCAGGGUGCCAUGUAUGCCUUCCCUCAAAUUCGUCUCCCUCCUAAGGCUAUUGCUGCUGCCAAGGAAAAAGGCAUGGAACCGGACUUCUUCUAUUGUCUGAAUCUUCUUGAAGAGAAGGGUAUCUGCUUCGUUCCUGGAUCUGGCUUCGGUCAACAACCUGGUACUUACCACUUCCGAACCACAAUUCUUCCAUCGGUUCCAGUAAUGCGUAAAGUGAUGGCCGAUUUGGGAGAUUUCCACAAAGACUUCCUGGCCAGGUACUCUUCCUAA